Solanum stenotomum is the source of this 1326-nucleotide messenger RNA. RefSeq lists its product as uncharacterized. The coding region runs from base 55 to 633 and encodes 192 amino acids. NCBI's taxonomy places the organism in Eukaryota, Viridiplantae, Streptophyta, Magnoliopsida, Solanales, Solanaceae. The record is from RefSeq and is a predicted model, not a curated record. The transcript has a single exon.
GAAAGGUCCCAAAUACUUUGCUAUUGUAAAACUGUAACCAAACCAAAAAAAAAAAUGAAACAACGAGGUCAUUUCACUAAGGAUCCGAUCAAAUUUCUAUGUAUUGUAGUCUCGAUUGCUUGUACUUUCGUGCUGUGUUUUUCAGUACUAAAACUUAACGAAAUACCACAAGGAAAUGAAAAUGUGAUUGGUUUGAAACUGAAGAAAAAUCGAAUAGAUGGAGGAAGAGGAGUAGGGAAGUUUGGGGAAAUAGUGAUUGGAAUGUUACCUCAAGAUUUGGGAUUUACUUUAUUUUUGCCAUCUGAGAAAGCAUUUGAGCGGGAUCUGGGAUUGAGAUUGGAUGAGAAUGAGAAUGAGAACAACACAUAUGCAAUACUAACUCGUGUACUCGGGUUUUCAGCUGUACCAGCAAGGAUUUAUGCGGAUGAUGUACAAAUUGGAAAGGAGAUUGAUUAUGAAUCAAUAUCGGGAUACACUCUGUAUAUAUCCAAAGAUUCAGAUGGGUUGUUGAUAGUUAAUAGAAUUGCUUCGGAAAUGGUGGAUUUGAGAAGAGGGAAGAUUGUUGUACAUAUUAUGGAUGGGGUGAUAAUGGAUCCAGAAUUCGAGCAAUCUGUUCGACCUGAUGAUGAUUGAGUUGAGUUGAACUAAGGUUUCAUGAUUUGAUGGUAGCUGAUUACCCCGGCCAUUUUCACCUUAGGGAAAACUUAUGAAGCUUGUUGCAUUGGGAUGGCGCAGACAGAUCUAUAGAGAUGAAAAACUUUGGUUUAUAACUUUGCUGAAUUCGAGCAAAUAUAGUGGCAUAGAUUUCCUGGAGAUUCUCUACAAAUCGAAGACAACAUUGUACCAGAUCAGUUCUGCUUAUGAAGAGGAAUUAUGCAUCACUUGAGUCUGGGUUUUUCAGAAAUAGUAUUUCUAUCUUCUAAGAUAGGGUAAGUUCUGUGUAUACUAUACUCUGCAUUGUGGGAUUACACUGGGUAUGUUGUUAUUGGUGUUGCUUAUGAAGAGGAAUUCUAGUUGAAUAUCAGCUUCGGAUAAUGGCAGACGAGGCGGGCAUCCAUCAAUAGCACAACCGAUACCAGCACCAUGAGAUUCUCCAAAUGUUGUAGAGCAGAAGAAAGUUCCAUAUGUAUUUCCAGCAGCCUUUAUCUCUGUGUAUAAGCAUAUUCAAACUUGUAAACUACUUGUGAGUUGGGAAGCUGAUUGAAGAAAUUUUGAAACAUUCAUGUCUAUGGGAUUAUUCAUUUUUUUAACGUAGGUAUUAGUUUUGCAGAGUUUAGUAAUUCAUGGAUUAGUUAUUCCACAUUCUAUCUUUUACGGAUAAGGAGG